Physeter macrocephalus (sperm whale) is the source of this 7880-nucleotide messenger RNA. RefSeq names its product ADAM metallopeptidase with thrombospondin type 1 motif 17 (gene ADAMTS17). Gene Ontology annotation, molecular function: metalloendopeptidase activity. The coding region runs from base 1348 to 5259 and encodes 1303 amino acids. The transcript has 26 exons. Gene Ontology annotation, cellular component: extracellular matrix. Gene Ontology annotation, biological process: proteolysis; extracellular matrix organization. The record is from RefSeq and is a predicted model, not a curated record. NCBI's taxonomy places the organism in Eukaryota, Metazoa, Chordata, Mammalia, Artiodactyla, Physeteridae.
UUUCCAAGCUCUUUAGUUUUGGACAGGCUGGAAGAUGAAAUGGCAUCUUGCUGUUGUUUCAGUUUGUGUGACCCUACGGACUAAUGCAUGUGAGCGUCAUCUAUCUGAUAGGUUGAUGACUAUUCAGGCAGACUCCAAUAGCAGAAUUGUUCCUGCAAGGCAGUGGGGCUGCUACUCCCUGGCUUUCAGUGGCAGGCCUUUGAGGUGGCUCUUUGGCCAACAAACCUGCACCAAAAAGCUCACCAUGAUAUCUUGCGCCACCAGAAGAUGCUGCUGAAAUUUCAGUUGGCUGAGGUGGCUGUCAAAGGAGAGGAAAAAAGACCCAAACCUGGCCAUGAGCAGGAUAUGUGUGGAGGCUUCCAGGAACUUUAGAUGCCCAGCAGUGAGUGGCAGCCCCUGGAGCAGUGGAGGGUGGGGUCGACAGAGCAGGAAAUGAUUCCACCAGCCACACCCCAGGGAAACACAGAGCAGCAAGUUUGCAGUAGUGAGAGUGCUAGGCUUUAUUGAGAAUCAGUGACACAGUCCACUCCUAGGGUCGAUUAAAUGUCAUGAAAGCUGGACAGUGUUCACCUCUGGAUUCCUUCUGAUGACAUGUAAUCCUUGUGAUGAAUUUUAGAUUCUGAGAGGCCCUCAGCAGAGUCCAUUAGGAGUGCUGUAGCCCCUCUGCGUUGAGAAAACAGAAACGGGCAGGACAGGGAAGGAAGGGGAGGGCCCUGAGAAUGGUUACACUUCAGUUCUUUCUGUUUUGUUUUGUUUUCUACAAGACGUUCCUCAGGAAGCUAAGGGAAUCACCUUUCUUGCAGACCUCAGUUAUAUCCUGGUGGGAAAAGAAUGAACUCACUCUGUUGCCAGAAGACUUGGGUUUGAGUCCGGCCUUUGCCACUUUGUGCCCGUUUCCUAACCUGUAACACCGGGCUAAUGUUCCUUCCUGCCCGCCUUGGCGGGCUCUUGUUUGUAGUGAGCAGCACCGGGCCGGAAGUCAGGACCACAAAUUCUAGCUCUUGUUUUGACAGAAACUCACUGGGUAACUUAGUAAGCUCCUUAAGCUCUCUCUCCCUCAGUUUCUCAGUCUGUAAGAGGGUGUGAUCUCGCCUGUUCCACUGGCUUCCGUGAGAAUAAAGACGACAGGGGGUGUGAAGCGUUUGCAUAAACACUGCGCUUUGGAGGUAGCAUCCGGCGCAAAGUUGCGCACAUUGUGCAUGAAAGUGCCCACCCACAAACAGCCAAAACUGGUUUUACUUUAGAUGCAGAGAGAAUGUGCUUUUACGGGUGAACUCGGUUGGCUAGGACGAUUUCUGGCCUGUCUUCUUGGGAAGCUGAGCAGCAGGAUCAGAGAGGGUUUCGAAAAUGGGGACAAACUCUGAAGACCAGCCAGGUGUCUUCCCGGGUCCUCUGGGAUCGCGCUGCUCCAGACGGCUCCCUUGCGCCACCUGGUGUCCCAUCCCCGCCACUGCCCAGAAACCACGUGUAAGAAAGUGCUUGCAACCUAACUACGCACCCUGGUUUAGACCCACACUAGCCAAUAGAGAAGGGGGAGGCGGGGCAGGGGAAAGCGAGAGUCCAAUCAUUUCCCGCUUUCCGAGGAGGAGGCGGGGCUUGGGAUUUACCACGUUGGGUUUGUCCGCAGCGCUAAUUACUUUUUCCAAAGACUGGAGAGCUCACUCCGGCUGGCGCCGCCGCCUCGCGCGCUCCUACUCCGCCGCGACCGUCCGGGGGGGGCUGCUCCUCCCAAGUACCAUGUGUGACGGCGCCCUGCUGCCUCCUCUCGUCCUGCCCUUGCUGCUGCUGCUGGUUUGGGGACUGGACCCGGGCACAGCUGUCGGCGACGCGGCGGCCGACGUGGAGGUGGUGCUCCCGCGGCGGGUGCUCCCCGAAGACGUGCACCUGCCGCCGCUGCCCGGCGCUCCAGGGCCCCGCAGGCGCCGGCGCCCCCGCGCGCCCCCAGCCGUCCCGCGCGCCCGGCCCGGCGAGCGCGCCCUGCUGCUGCACCUGCCGGCCUUUGGGCGCGACCUGUACUUGCAGCUGCGCCGCGACCUGCGCUUCCUGUCCGGGGGCUUCGAGGUGGAGGAUACCGGCGCAGCCGGGCGCCGCGGACGCCCCACAGAGCUGUGCUUCUACUCUGGCAGCGUGCUCGGCUACCCCGGCUCCCUCGUAUCGCUUAGCGCCUGCGGCGCCGCCGGCGGCCUGGUUGGCCUCAUCCAGCUUGGGCAGGAGCAGGUGCUAAUCCAGCCCCUCAACAAUUCCCAGGGACAAGAGCAUCUGAUCAGGCGCAGAUGGUCCUUGACACCCAGCCCCUCUGCCGAGACCCAGAUAUCUGGGCAGCUCUGCAAAGUCCUAACAGAAAAGAAGAAGCCGAGGAGGGGCUGGCCAUCACGAGACUGGCGGGAGCGGAGGAAUGCCAUCCGGCUGACCACCGAGCACACAGUGGAGACGCUGGUGGUGGCCGAUGCUGACAUGGUGCAGUACCACGGGGCCGAGGCCGCCCAGAGGUUUAUCCUCACUGUCAUGAACAUGGUAUACAAUAUGUUUCAGCACCAGAGCCUUGGAAUUAAAGUUAACAUUCAAGUUACCAAACUUGUCCUGCUACGACAGCGUCCUGCCAAAUUGUCCAUUGGGCACCAUGGUGAGCGGUCCCUGGAGAGCUUCUGUCACUGGCAGAAUGAGGAGUAUGGAGGCGCACGGUACCUCGGCAACAAUCAGGUUCCAGGAGGCAAGGACGAUACGCCACCCGUGGAUGCCGCUGUAUUCGUGACCAGGACAGAUUUCUGCGUACACAAAGAUGAACCUUGUGACACCGUUGGAAUUGCUUACUUAGGAGGUGUGUGCAGUGCUAAGAGGAAAUGUGUGCUUGCCGAAGACAAUGGCCUCAAUUUGGCCUUUACCAUCGCUCAUGAGCUGGGCCACAACUUGGGAAUGAACCACGAUGACGACCACUCCUCCUGCGCUGGCAGGUCCCACAUCAUGUCGGGAGAGUGGGUGAAAGGCCGGAACCCCAGCGACCUCUCCUGGUCCUCCUGCAGUCGAGAUGACCUUGAAAACUUCCUCAAGUCAAAAGUUAGCACUUGUUUGCUGGUCACAGACCCCAGGAGCCAGCACGCGGUGCGCCUGCCCCACAAGCUGCCAGGCAUGCACUACAGCGCCAACGAGCAGUGCCAGAUCCUCUUCGGCACCAACGCCACCUUCUGCAGAAACAUGGAGCAGCAUCUGAUGUGCGCUGGACUGUGGUGCCUGGUGGAAGGAGAUACAUCCUGCAAGACCAAACUGGACCCUCCCCUGGAUGGCACAGAGUGUGGGGCAGACAAGUGGUGCCGCGCGGGGGAGUGUGUGAACAAGACGCCCAUCCCGGAGCACGUGGACGGAGACUGGAGCCUGUGGGGCAGCUGGAGCAUGUGCAGCCGCACGUGUGGCACGGGAGCCCGCUUCCGGCAGAGGAAAUGCGACAACCCUCCCCCGGGGCCUGGAGGCACGCACUGCCUGGGCGCCAGCGUGGAACACGCGGUCUGUGAGAACUUGCCCUGCCCCAAGGGCCUGCCCAGCUUCCGUGACCAGCAGUGCCAGAUGCAUGACCGGCUGAGCAGCAAGAAGAAGGGCCUGCUGACAGCAGUGGUGGUUGACGAUAAGCCGUGUGAACUCUACUGCUCGCCCCUCGGGAAGGAGUCCCCGCUGCUGGUGGCCGACAGGGUCCUGGACGGCACGCCUUGCGGGCCCUACGAGACCGACCUCUGUGUGCACGGCAGGUGCCAGAAAAUCGGCUGUGAUGGAAUCAUUGGGUCUGCGGCCAAAGAAGACCGGUGUGGGGUCUGCAGCGGAGACGGCAAGACCUGCCGCGUGGUGAAGGGUGACUUCAGCCACUCUCGGGGCACAGUCAAGAAUAACCUUUGUACCAAGGUGUCCACGUGUGUGAUGGCAAAGGCUGUUCCCAGGUGUUUCUCAUGUUAUAUUGAAGCUGCUAUCAUUCCAGCUGGAGCUCGAAGGAUUCGCGUGGUGGAAGAUAAACCUGCCCACAGUUUUCUGGCUCUCAAAGACUCCAGUAAGAGAUCCAUCAACAGUGACUGGAAGAUAGAGCUCCCCGGAGAGUUCCAGAUUGCAGGCACAACUGUCCGCUAUGUUAGAAGGGGCCUGUGGGAGAAAAUUUCCGCCAAGGGACCAACCAAAAUGCCUCUGCAUUUGAUGGUGUUGUUAUUUCAUGACCAAAAUUAUGGAAUUCAUUACGAAUACACCAUUCCCGUAAACUACACUGCUGAAAAUCAAAGUGAACCAGAAAAACCGCAGGACUCCUUGUUCAUCUGGACCCACAGCAGCUGGGAAGGUUGCAGUGUGCAGUGCGGAGGAGGGGAACGCAGAACCAUCGUGUCCUGCACACGGAUUGUUAACAAGACCACGACUCUGGUGAACGACAGUGACUGCCCUCAAGCCAGCCGUCCGGAGCCCCAAAUCCGAAGGUGCAACUUGCACCCAUGCCAGUCACGAGGACAAGAGAAUUCCCAGAUACCAGUUUCACAGUCUCUAGAUGCAUCCAUGUCUCUACAAAUGACCCGAUUUCGUUCUUUUUACGGGUGGGUGGCAGGCCCAUGGAGCCCCUGCUCAGCGACCUGUGAGAAGGGCAUCCAGCACCGGGAAGUGACCUGCAUGUACCAGCUGCAGAAUGGCACACACGUCGCCACUCGGCCCCUCUACUGCCCGGUGCCCCGGCCAUCGGCAGUGCAGAGCUGCGAAGGCCAGGACUGCCUGUCCAUCUGGGAGGCGUCAGAGUGGUCACAGUGUUCUGCCAGCUGUGGUAAAGGGACAAAGAAACGAACUGUGACAUGCACCAACUCGCAAGGAAAAUGCGAUGCAUCCACGAGGCCAAGAGCUGAGGAGACCUGUGAGGACUACUCCGGCUGCUACGAGUGGAAAACAGGGGGCUGGUCCAAGUGCUCGUCGACCUGUGGGAAGGGCCUGCAGUCCCGUGUGGUGCAGUGCAUGCACAAGGUCACUGGGCGCCAUGGCAAUGAGUGCCCUACCCUCUCCAAGCCGGCAGCCUACAAACAGUGCCACCAAGAAGUCUGCAAUGACAAGAUCAACGUGAACACCAUCACUUCUCCUCGCCUCGCUGCUCUGACCUACAAAUGCACACGGGACCAGUGGACAGUGUAUUGCAGGGUCAUCCGAGAAAAGAACCUCUGCCAGGACAUGCGGUGGUACCAGCGCUGCUGCCAGACAUGCAGGGACUUCUAUGCGAACAAGAUGCGCCAGCCACUUCCGCCACCAAGUUCAUGACAGGCGGCCAGUGGUCCCGCGAUGCUCCAACAUGAGGUCUGAGUCCUGACGACAUGGCUAGUUGAAAGCCCACCCACCCGAGAGCACACCAGUCCUGCGGCUGGGACCCCCAAAGCACACCGCGGCUCACCCAGGAGGCUGUCCCAAGAAUCCAAUUGCUUAGAACCUGAGAGUGAACUUGACGUUUGCUUAGUGCUUUUAUACUUAAUAUAUUGUUAACAGCCACUGGAUGGCUUUCUACGGUAAGGAAAAAAUAGGCAUGAGUCACAAAAUAAUUGUAAUUUCUAAGGUUCCACGUACCUCAAAGGGAACACCUCUGACAGAAAUUGCCAAGAGAGACGUCACAGGCACCCCUGUCUUGGCUUUCCUCUGACGUUUGAAUUCCCAGUGCUUGAUGUAUCGGGGGAUGGGGAGGAUAUCCAAAAACUGAGACGUUUUACUUUAAAGCAGGCUUUAUUCUGAAAGCCCGUGACACCCUGGAUGGAAGGAGGCUUCUCUGGAGAGGCCAGGCUGCUGGAGCCCCCUUGACACCACAAGGACCAGCACGUGGCCCCUCCACCCUGUCAGGGAACGUGCUCUCUAGAUAGCGGCUUUUCCUUGGAGGUCUUGUCCCUGAGAGUCUGAGUCUGUGUGAACUAAAAAGGACGCUAGGGCUGUGUAGUUCUGCAUACCACCUACGUGGGGGAGAAUAUUCCAGAAGGGCUUGGGUUUGGGGACGUAUCUAGUUUUCAGAUCUCUGUUGUCCCCCACACAGGGAAACAGAAGAGCCUCUCUUCAAGGUGCUGUGAGAGGAGGCACGUGCUUAUUUUGGCCUUGGGAUUGCUUCCUGGCAUAGAGGUGAGCUCAGGGCAGCUUUGGGAGGGGUGGAGGGGCUCCCCCUCUGCUUCUGGGGACUCUGCUCUAGCCAGUACUUCAUAAAGCUUUGCACCUUAGAGAUGGCUUCCCAUUGACCUUGGCCAUCUAUCUGAAGUUGAUUCUUCUUAGAACCUCUGAAGACUCAGGCUCAGGCCUGGUGCUUCACCCUGGCAUGGGGCAGGUUUCCUCCAGGGCUGCUCAGCCUAGUGCCAGGAUGGGUUGGAGGAGUGGCCCCUGGCCAGGAUGGACACAUACCCACCCAACCUUCCUGUGGCCCAGACCUUGCAAUGUUCCUCAUUGUCAUGCUGUCGUUGUUGACCCGUCUUAGUGGGGCAAGAAUGACACUCAGAAAAUCUGGAAGAAGGUAUUUGCCUCCUACAAACACCUCACCCCUCAAAACAGAACUGUGCCCUCUCUGGAGCCCAGGGAGAUGAAAAGAGUGUCCUCUGAAAGCACAGAAGAUGGUAGGACCCUGCCCACCCGGGAGCUGGGAGGAGGGGACCUGACAUGCUGGGAGGUCUGGUCUGCUGACCAACUCAGUGGGCCUUUGAUGGGUGCUUAUAUUCAAGGACUUUAUCAUGAGAAACCCACCCUCUCCUCCCUUAUUUCAGAGGGGAUCUUACUUAGGCUAAUCUCCAUGGGAUCAUCUCCAAGUGUUUCUUGAUUUACUGGUGCUGUGUUUAUGUAUCUGUGUUUGAGUUUUUGAUGUCACAACUUUAGAGUCAGCUUAAAUCAAAAUGAAAAAGAAACACUCUGCCACCCCAAGCCCGUCUUAUGGGCUGUGUUUUGGUUUGUGAAUUUUUUACUGUCCCAGAGGCAGAGAAGUGGUAGGGAUGGCAGGGAAUCUAUUCAGUUCCACUUGAAUCUGUGAGAAGUGUUGAGAAAACUCCUUAGAUAUUCUGUGGAAAGACCCCAGAGGGUACCAGGCUGGGGCAGCCCACCUGCAAGGUAACCUCCAGCGGCUGCCCAGGGCCUGUGCAGAACGCUGUCCUCCCUGCUCUGGCCUGGCCGCGAGCAGACUCCCCAGGUCCCUCAAAGUCUUGGGGAGCUAGGGCUCAGUUUUCCCCCAGCCCCAAAUGGGCUGUACUUUACCACAGAUGAACAGAAAGCUCUCAGCCUCGGGGGCUGAGGAGCAGAGUCGGGGCAGCAAGCUAAGGAAGCCGGGGCAGCCUUGAUUACUGUCUGCAUGGGAACCACGGGCCCACCUGAGCUGGGCAAGCAUGUGCACAUGCCCAGAGGCGAGCCCUUUGCCUGGUGCCUCUGAAUCUCCCCACUGGCCACCUUGACGGUAUCAACUGGACGCCCCUGGCAAGGGCCCCACACCCUCAGAAUGCAAAUGACUGAUUCAGUUAUUGUUAAACAUCCCUUUGGUUCCCCAAAGUUUGGGUCUUUCUGAGCUCUUUUAGCUCAUGCUGGCACUGUCACUCUGAAAUUCACCAGCCCGCCUUCUGUUCACAGCACAAGCAAUGAUCAAUUUCAGUGAAGCCAUCAUAGCACUCUUGCUCCACUUUGUACAGAAGACAAUGAAACCCUGUCAUUACAACAGUGAUGUUUCUUUAUGGUUAACAAUACCCUGUACUGUCACUCAAGUACUGUACCUUUUUGGUUGCACAAAUGUGUUACUAACUACAGAGUCUCACAGUCUUAUGGUGCUAUUUUCAUUGGUGCAAAUGAAACCCUCUCAGUUGACCAUGGCUUGAUAUUAUCAGAACACAGGGAAAGAUCCUCAAUGGCAGUAAUAUCAUUGCUUUGUUCUCUUUUCUUCA